Cokeromyces recurvatus is the source of this 1823-nucleotide messenger RNA. Its product is annotated as T-complex protein 1 subunit gamma. The coding region runs from base 59 to 1696 and encodes 545 amino acids. The transcript is spliced from 8 exons. The record is from RefSeq and is a predicted model, not a curated record. Gene Ontology annotation, cellular component: chaperonin-containing T-complex. Gene Ontology annotation, biological process: protein folding. Gene Ontology annotation, molecular function: ATP binding; ATP hydrolysis activity; ATP-dependent protein folding chaperone. NCBI's taxonomy places the organism in Eukaryota, Fungi, Mucoromycota, Mucoromycetes, Mucorales, Mucoraceae.
AAAAAAAAAAAAAUUUUUUUAUUUCCCAUUUCUCCAUCAAUUUGAAAGAAGAACAAAGAUGCAAGCACCAGUUCUUGUUAUGAAUACUAAUAUGGAGCGUGAGUCUGGGCGUAAAGCUCAACUCUCAAAUAUUACUGCUGCUAAGACUGUAGCUGAUGUAAUUCGCACUUGUCUUGGUCCUAGAUCUAUGCUCAAGAUGUUACUUGAUCCAAUGGGUGGCAUUUUGUUGACCAAUGAUGGUAAUGCCAUCUUGCGUGAAAUUGAAGUUGAUCAUCCCGCUGCUAAAAGCAUGAUUGAGUUAUCCAGAACACAAGAUGAAGAAGUUGGUGAUGGAACCACCAGUGUUAUUAUUCUUGCUGGUGAAGUACUUGCCGGUGCCUUGCCUCAUAUUCAGAAUAACAUUCACCCUAUUGUUAUUAUUAGUGCUUUUAAAAAGGCACUUGAAGAUGCUUUACAGAUUGUAGAAGAAAUUUCUAAUCCUGUUGAUGUUGACAAUACAGAUGAAAUGAUGGCACUUAUCAAGUCUUCUAUUGGCACAAAAUUUGUUAGUACUUGGAGUGAUUUAAUGUGUAAACUUGCUUUAGAUGCUGUUCGUUGUGUUGCUAUUAAGGAAGAAGGUACUGGUAAAACUGAAGUUGAUAUUAAGAGAUAUGCUCGUGUUGAAAAGAUCCCAGGGGGUGAAAUUGAAGAAUCACAAGUUUUGGAUGGUAUUAUUUUAAAUAAGGAUGUAACUCAUCCCAAGAUGCGUCGUCGUAUUGAAAAUCCUAGAAUUAUUUUAUUGGAUUGCCCACUCGAAUAUAAGAAGGGUGAAUCACAAACGAAUAUUGAAAUCUCAAAGGAGGCUGAUUGGAAUCGUAUUCUUCAAAUUGAAGAAGAACAAGUAAAGGCUAUGUGUGAUAAGAUUAUUGCUUUGAAGCCUGAUUUGGUCUUUACUGAAAAGGGUGUUUCUGACCUUGCACAACAUUAUUUUGUAAAGGCAAAUAUUACAGCUAUUCGUCGUGUUCGUAAAACAGAUAAUAAUCGUAUUGCUCGUGCAGUUGGAGCCACGAUUGUGAAUCGUGUUGAUGAUCUUCGUGAAUCUGAUGUAGGUACCAAGUGUGGUCUUUUCCAUAUUGAUAAAAUUGGAGAUGAAUACUUUACCUUUUUGACAAAAUGUGAAGACCCUAAAGCUUGUUCUAUUAUUUUGCGUGGCCCCAGUAAAGAUAUCAUUAAUGAAGUUGAACGUAAUCUUCAAGAUGCUAUGUGUGUUGCUCGUAAUGUCUUCUUUAGUGCUAAAUUAGCUCCUGGUGGUGGAGCUACAGAAAUGGCUGUCUCUGUUAAGCUUGAAGAAAAGGCUAAAUUAAUUGAAGGUGUUGAGCAAUGGCCUUAUAAAUCUGUUGCUGAAGCAAUGGAAGUGAUUCCUCGUACUCUUGUUCAAAACUGUGGUGGUAAUGCUAUCAAGACUUUAACACAAUUAAGAGCUAAACAUGCUGCAGGUGAACAUUCAUUUGGUAUUGAUGGAGAAGCUGGUAAAGUAGUGGAUAUGAAGGAUUAUGGUGUUUGGGAACCUACUGCUGUUAAGGUUCAAACUAUUAAGACAGCUAUUGAGUCUGCAUGCUUGUUAUUACGUGUUGAUGAUAUUGUAUCUGGUCUUUCAAAGAAUAAGGCACCAGCUCCUCAACAAGGUGGAGCACCAGAGAUGAUGGAACAGCAGUAAUAUAAAAAGACGUAUAACAAUAAUAUACAACAUAUACACAAUUUUUUUUUUAAAUAUUAUCUUUUUGUUUUACUAAUACAAUAAAAGAAUUUGAAAUACAUUUUAUAAUUGUCACUUUUUCAAUAAA